GCAUGCGCGACAGCGCACUCUCCCGUAUCGCUCGGUUUGUUUUUGUAUCGGCCGCCCGCCGGUUUCCACUGAACCUGACAGCCAGCAAAGGGUCAACAGGACAUAUAUUUUACUCCUUAUUUUAUUAUUUGUUAAAUCAGUUAUAUAUAUAUAUCACGUUUCUAGAAUGCAUCCUGUAUCCGUGUCUAUCCCUUCUUUUCGUUCAGAGGACAGCGGGUCUGAAAAAGGCUACACGGUUUUUAAGAUCGAGGUGUUAACGAGCGGGCGGCAGCACACCGUGGAGAAGCGCUACAGUGAGUUUCAUGCUCUGCACAAAAUGCUAAAGAAGAUCAUUAAACCUCCGGAGCUUCCAUCAAAACAUGUGAGGAACUGGAUCCCUAAAGUUCUGGAGCAGAGAAGACACGGUCUUGAGCUUUAUCUUCAGACUAUACUCAUGGAAAACGAGGUCCUUCCUAAAAUAUUCCUGGAUUUCCUCAACAUCCGCCACCUCCCGUCCCUGCCAAAGGCCGAGAGUUGUGGAUCGUUUGAAACUGAAUCCGAGGACUCAUGUAAACUGACACAUCAGCCGGCCCUGCUGUUCCUGAGGGACCCCUAUCUGCUUCCUGCCUCUAACGACACGUUUUCGAACGUCAUCACUGAAGGCGUGAUUCAUGGAAUAUUCUACCCAGACCUGCAGCCGAGGUAGACCAGCGCUCUCUCCAGCCAAAAUAUAACACCUCAGUUUCACGGACAAAGAGGCAUUUAUACUCUAAUCAUUUACACAGACACUACAAGAACCUAGUCACAAAGUCCACACUCUUUUUGUUUUGGGUUUUUUUUUCUUGCAUGAAUAAGGCCCAACAUUGUGAAUUUAUUGCACAUCAGCAACUUUUUAAAUGUUGACAGUCUUCUUGUUCCAUCCAAGAGAAAAACAAGCUGACGUAAUUGUGCUACAUUUGUGCUGUGAAAAACCUUACUAUAUCGGAGAGUAGAGCUGGGUGAUAAGAAGAAGAAGAAAAAAAAAAAAAAAGAAUAUUUUUGUGAUUAAUGCUAUUCAAUAAAACUAUUGAUAUUUUUCAUAAAAUAUAUUAAAGGUGCAGUUUGUAAUGUUUAAAAGUGUUUCCAGACCUGUAAUAACCACAUCGUCUCAGAUAUAGGUGUAUCGAAAUAUUGAUCAUUGGGGAAAUUUGGCAAGCAGUGGAUCUAGCUAUUUUCUUUAUUUUAGAUUUCCGUUAACAUUUCUUCUGGUGCAGAACUUGGCUCCGCCCACUGUGCCUUUUCCUUAAACGGUAACUUGCAAGACAAGCGUACUUGCAGCAGAAAGACUGGUGGUUGGACGACGUUUGGGGGGGGAUCGGCAGCAUGUUCGUUGUGAGUGUAGUUCACCUUACCGACAAUAGAGGGUGCUAAAUAUUGCAAACUGCUCCUUUAACUAGCCAGAAAAUAUGUAGAUGUAGGUUAAACAGAGGCAUUUUGAAUUGAAUCAGUUUCAGUUGAUUUUAUAUGAAUUGCACUAGACUCAUGAUGCAGGAAGCCCCACCCUUUUUUUUUGUUUUUGUUAUUUUUGAACCAGGCAUUCUGAAAUUAGCUGCUAGCAAUGUGUGAAAGAUUAUAUCUGAGCUCCAAGAGUUAAUUUGACCAAAUGACAAUAUUGAAUUAUCAUAGAUGUAUUUAAAAAAAUAAAAAAAGAUUUAUUGGUAUUGAUUAUCACCCAGCUCCAUCAGACCUUUUUUAAAAAAUAAAUAAAUAAAUAAAUAAAAAGUGCUUCAUUCACAGAUCAUGAUAUAGCCUAACUAUUACGACUCAUGACCCGUACCUGUUCAAUAGAGAGGGAUGUACUGACCUUAGAGAGGGGAAAUAUUUCCACUUUGGACCAAACAUACUUUUCACAACUGCGGAGUAUUCACUGAGCCUUUAUACUGAACAUUCUUUCAUUGACAAUGUUGGAUAACUUACCUUAACUGUAGUCAUACCAAUCAUGGCAUUUAUGAAGAAGGGAAACUAAUCACAAACUCUUGAGAUUCUCCAAAUAAUUACUGCAGCUGCUAGAAACUGUGAAAGAGAAGUUUAUCCGAGUGUACAGUUUACAGGUCUCAAUGUCCAGUACAUGAGGUGGAAAUGGGGGUUGGUUUUAAGUGAGACUCGGCGAAACAGGAUUCACUUCCUUCUUCGUUCACUUGAGGUGAUUCUAAAAGAAUUGCUUAAAAAAAAGAAUAAAAAUCAUCACUUACCCUAAAUGUAGCCAGUCAGCCAAGACAUUUUUGGAAGUUGUUAGCUUCUUGGCGCUAUGAUGCUAACAUAGUUGGUCUAUUGCUGCAUUUGACUCGACGUCAUUUUCACGACUUCCGUGCACAAAGGGGAGGGCAGGGGGUGGAGGUGGAGGGACGUCUUCAUGUUCGUCUGUUCUUUGCAACAAUCUAGAAAGCUAAUUGUGAUGCGUGUUGUGUAUUCUCCUCCUCAAAGAGCGUACUGUAUAGUCAAUAUUGUAGAUUUAACAAGUGAAUGUCUGUAUGUUGAUUGAUCUAAAGCAAUGGUCACCAGUCCUGUUCCUAGAGAUCUACCUUCCUGAAGACUUUAGUUCCAGCCAUAAUUGUGCCCACCUAACCAUCUUAAGAGGGUCUUGAUCAACUAAUUGUGGUUGGAGAUGAAACCUGCAGAAGGUAGAUCUCAAGGAGGAGGCUUGGUGACCACUGAUCUAAAGCAAAUACAUGCGUAUAUACAUGCAGAAGUUAUUUAAAGAUAAGAAGUGCUACUUUAUUGACGUUUGCUUUACUCUCAUGCCGUGAGAAGCCAUGUUGGUUUGACUUCACGCUGUACACCGGAAAGGUACUUGAGAAGACCACCUCAAGUUGACUAGUAGGAAUUUCAGUUUGAGGAGAGAUUUUUCUUUGACGCUUUUCCUGGUUUUAGGUUUACGUUUACAUUUGGCAGCUCCCUUAUCCAGAUCAACGUCCAUUUAUCUCAUUUAUACAACCGAGCAGUUGAGGGCCUUGUUCAAGGGCCCAGCAGUGGCAGGUUGGCAGUGAACUAGCAUUUAAACUCCCCUUCUGAUCAGGAGUCCGCUUUCUUAACCGCUGAGCUACCACUUCGAGUCAAACGCAACAUAUAAAGAUGAGCAACAAUUCCCCAUGUAGCUGAACACUGGAAUGUUAUACUGGUGGCCAUAUCGGCCAACUGGAAUCAUUUCUAAUAAAUUUAGACUAAUACUGCGAUUUAAGUCAUGACGAGCCUACGAAGAUUUGGCUAGAGAAGCAAAAACAUCUUGGCUGAUUGACCACGUUUAAAGGAACUUUUUAAAAAAAACAACAAAAAAAAACUUUUUCUUGUUAAAUCGUUCCUUUAGAUGUAAUUAUGCCAAAUAUCAGGCAUCGACUCAUGUUCAAAACUGCUCUAAAUAGUGUGUAGGGGUGGGUGAUAUGACAAGGGUGUCAUAUUACGAUACUCUUACACAUCAUGUAGUGUGCAUCAUAAUAUUUGCCUUUGCUAACAAAGCACGCCAAAAAAACCAGUAGAGCCACUGUAUACGUUUCUAUGAAAAUACGUAACCAAGAUCAUGAUGAUGAAGGAAGUGAUGGG
Messenger RNA from Ictalurus punctatus (channel catfish), 3555 nucleotides. It is a transcript of the gene snx24, whose product is annotated as sorting nexin 24. Gene Ontology annotation, molecular function: phosphatidylinositol phosphate binding. The record is from RefSeq and is a predicted model, not a curated record. Bases 167 to 685 code for a protein of 172 amino acids. Lineage: Eukaryota; Metazoa; Chordata; Actinopteri; Siluriformes; Ictaluridae. The transcript has 7 exons.